UACUGCAGACUUGGUCUUUGGUUCACCCAUUCCUGGGACAUGUGAGACUACCCAGGGACCCACAACACUCAGAAAAAUACAAGAUAUUGAGGAUCAUGUUUGGGUGAAAAUCACACGGUCAUCGUGCUCUAGGGUUAAAUAAAUGAAAGGUCAAGCCUCCUUGACCAGUUUGUCCAUGUUUGCUCCUGUUACAAGCAUCAAGAUGAAAGAAAAUGCAGUAAAACUAGUUUGAAGUCACCACUACAAUGUUGAGGUCAACAGGUCUUUGCAGGUGGGUGUGGAGGAGAUGGUAUAAAAGGGCCGAGGUUCAGACAGCUGCAUCUUCUGCUUGGAGCUCCUGUGGGUUAAGAAGGAAACUUUCCAUUUCUGCAACCAUGAACAAACUGUGGAUCAUUGCUCUGGUGGUUACCUUUCUCUCACCAUCCUUUGCAAAUCCAGCUAAAAAACACUCAAAUCCGAACAACAUGCAGUCCAAUAGAGCUAAAAAACACUCAAACCCGAACAACAUGCAGUCCAAUAGAGACGCGAAGUUUCUAUUUUCCUCUGAAUACUACUGUUGGACUCAGUGGUUUGAUAGAGACGAUCCUACUGUGACUGGAGACUGGGAGACUCUUUCGGACCUUCGGAAGCAGUUCCCUGAUAAAGUCUGCCCUGAUCCUGUAGACCUUGAAGCCACGACUCUGUCUGGGACUCCUGCAGACCAGACCGGAGAAGUCUUCUUUAAGUAUGACACAACAUCAGGAUUUGUCUGCAGAAAUGAAGACCAAAACGGAGGGAUGUGCAAAGAUUACAGAGUUCGCUUCAGCUGCCCCUCUUCCUACUGUACUGAAAAAGUGUGCUGGACUGAGUGGUUUGACCGGGACAAUCCCUCUGGUACUGGAGACUGGGAGCUUCUGAGCGACCUCAGGAGGGAAAACCCAGGACAGAUCUGUGAAACUCCUCAGUACAUCCAGGCUAAAGCCGACUCUGUCUUAGGCGUCUUCAAGAGGGAUAAGUUCUACAUCUAUAACCCAACCAAGGGCUUUGUUUGCCGCAACGAAGACCAAACAUUCACGGAUUGCUGGGACUACAAGGUCCGGUUUGGAUGCUGCUGAUCAGCCUUCACUCCGAGAUGACGAGGAGAACAUAAAGGAUUCUCUCUCUCUCUCUCUCCUUGAAGCUCCCAUCUCUUAUUUGUUUUUCUAAAAGGUUUAAUCUUUUUGUUUUUUCUUUCUGUGGGUGUAAACAAUGUCAGCAAAAUAAAUGGCAUUUAAGAGCAAA
Molecule: messenger RNA, 1260 nt
Organism: Oryzias melastigma (Indian medaka)
Lineage: Eukaryota; Metazoa; Chordata; Actinopteri; Beloniformes; Adrianichthyidae
Product: mucin-5AC
Exons: 8
Coding region: 246-1094 (282 amino acids)
Source: RefSeq, a predicted model, not a curated record